UCAGCCGGAACUAUUUGUGGGGUCGGACGCUCUUCCGGGGACGCUGUCAGCUGUGAGCACCGCACCAACUGCGAUGAGUUUUGAGUGGCCCUGGCAAUACAAUUUCCCACCGUUUUUUACACUUCAGCCCAAUGCCGACACGAGACAGAAACAGUUGGCAGCCUGGUGUUCCCUGGUGCUGUCCUACUGCCGGCAUCACAAGCUCUACACUGUGGAUGUCAUGGAAGCACAGGAAAGUCCCGUGUUCAACAACAAGAAGAUAGAACGAAAACUGUCGGUGGAAGCAAUUCAAGUUGUGUUUGAGGAGCUGAGGAAAAAAGGCAACCUGGAGUGGUUGGACAAAAAUAAGUCGCGGUGUUUAGUCAUGUGGAGACGACCGGAGGAAUGGGGGAAGCUAAUAUACCAGUGGGUGUCCAAGAAUGGCAUGAACAACUCUGUUUUUACACUUUAUGAACUCUCCAAUGGCGAUGACACAGAUGGUGAAGAGUUCCACGGUUUAGAGGACUGGAUGCUGCAGCGCUCCCUGCAGGCUUUACAAACAGAAGGAAAGGCCGAGAUCAUCACCAUGGAUGACGGAAAAGGCGUCAAGUUCUUCUAAAGCGCCGCUGGAAUCGCACUCGCACACUCCGACCGGGAAACAAAGUGAAUCUUUAGGAUGCGUCCACGUAAGGGGGCACGCGGGGUCGCGCCUCGAUGCGGAGCGGGGGUGGCUGCUGGGUCUUUAACUGUCGUUGUAGUUGCCUUUUGGUUGGCGGCCUUCUCUCUCUGGAAGAGAACCAUUGUUGUUUAUCGGGGGGGGGGGGCAUCUGAGGUGACACUGUGCUUCUAAAGUUACUACAGGUGACGUUUGUCGCCGUUUAAACAUGCAAUGAGUAUCAGGGGACUCAACACUUAUCAUGUCUGGAUAUUUUAGGGAAAAAAAACCUUUCCCCACUAGCUGUAAGUCAACUCCUUUUGUUUAGAUUUUUAAAUUCGACUAGUUCUUAGUUUUCUUGGCCAACAUGUUUACUGCGCAUCAUCAGCUCUGGACCUUGGCUCGGCUGUUCCUCUGUUCCCAGCCAGAAUUCCCAAAGAAAGCCCAGAACACAAGACCAGAGGGACUUUUUUUUUUUAUUUUUUUAAUUUCCUAAAUAAAUGCUUCCAGAGGAGGAACACCGCAGAGGCCCGAGGCAAUCUUCACUCGACGCGGCUGAGUGUGAUAAUACUGGACUUUGUGUACAGAUCGCUGUCAUCCUGUUGUCGUACUGUAGCUUCUGUGACGCUCCUGUUAUCUUUCCCUCUGUCUUUUUUCAUAUCCUUCCGGAAAAUAAAUUAAGAAUUUGUUAAAUUUGA
Messenger RNA from Fundulus heteroclitus (mummichog), 1332 nucleotides. RefSeq names its product vacuolar protein sorting 25 homolog (gene vps25). Gene Ontology annotation, cellular component: ESCRT II complex. Bases 74 to 598 code for a protein of 174 amino acids. Gene Ontology annotation, biological process: protein transport to vacuole involved in ubiquitin-dependent protein catabolic process via the multivesicular body sorting pathway. The transcript is spliced from 6 exons. Gene Ontology annotation, molecular function: protein homodimerization activity; structural molecule activity. NCBI's taxonomy places the organism in Eukaryota, Metazoa, Chordata, Actinopteri, Cyprinodontiformes, Fundulidae. The record is from RefSeq and is a predicted model, not a curated record.